GUAACCCGGAAGUUGGUUGGAGUUGUGAAUCUUGAAUGAGAAAUGUCUUCGCAAAGAUUCCAAUUUCGCGCUUAGACCACUGUCAUCGAGAAAAAAGUAAAUAAUUAUUCUUAAAAAAUGCAACAAACUUGUAAAUAUCCCUCAGUCAUAUGUGUCAUCUUACAUUUCUAUUUUUAUAAGGCGAGUCAGCAGCUAGUUCCUAGUAUAAUAGAGAAAUAUAUCGCUUUGUUUGCACUGCAUGCCAUGUUGCUUACUAGCUAGCUCCUGUUAGCUAGUUAGCUUUAGCUCAAGUCUCUUGUGUUUUGUCCAUCAGGACUGUUGUCACCAUGAGUAAACGAAAGGUGAAAGAAACACACAUGACAGUCGGCGAAUGUAUUUCUCAGGUUUGUAUUCGUUUGUUUUUAUAGAAUAUUUACAUUGAACAGGCAACAUAAAUUAUCAAUGCAUUUGUUGGUGGUGGUGACCUUACCCAGAUAACACAUUAAGGUAUGAUGUCCCAUGAACAACAUUACUCACAAAUACUUAAACUUGUAGGUUCAGGUGAUAUUGAGGGAGAGAUUCUGUCAUCAGAGACUUCCUGAAAAGCCAGUGGGAAUGGAAUCACAACACAAGUAGGUACCUUGGUGGUGCUGACCUACUAACUAAGGUUUUAUAAAUUGACAAACAUGACACCGACUGUACUGUAGCAGAUUGAUUAAUGUAAGGGUAUAAGUUGGGUUUAUUUGCCAUGACACAUGACAAGUGUGUUUUAUGAGGGGUACACCACAGGUCAUGUAUCAUGGCAAUGUGCAUUUUUGGGGGGGGCUGAAAGUCUCAGCAUAAUAAGCUUAACUGUUCAGAUUUUCAAUUUCACAAGGACCCUGUUGUUUAUUAUUUUGCUCCAGCCACACCUACACCUGUCAUGUCUGUUUCUGUGUCUGUGCUGUCUAGUGUCACACUGUGGCAGCCACCGGCCGCGUUCAAAACAACUGGAAACUCAGAGAAAUACGAGGUCAAAUCAUGACGUCAGUGAUCUUCAGGUCGGAAAGUCGGAGCUCUAGAAAGAGGCCUGAGUUCCCGAGUUGGAAUUACGAGUUGGAUGACCGUUUAAAUAGUUUUUUUUUCAGAGUUCCCAUUUGUUUUGAACGCACUGAAGUCGGAAGUCAGAGAUUUCCCAUUUGCCAGUUGUUUUGAAUGUGUCAACCGGCCAGGAUAUAUACUGAGCUGCAGAGAGUAGGGCAUUGUGGGUAACGGUCCUUGUGUUAAUGUUCCAGACACCUGCUGGAGCUGCUGAGGAGGACAGCUGUCCACGGAGAGAGUAACUCUGUACUCAUCGUUGGACCCAGGGGAUCUGGGAAAACAAUGGUAUGGAAUGCUAAGAGGCUAGCCUGGUCCCAGAUCUGUUUGUGCUGUCUUGCCAACUCCUAUAGUCAUUACCUAGCCUGGUCCCAGAUCUGUUUGUGCUAUAUAGCCAACUCCUAUAGUCAUUACCUAGCCUGGUCCCAGAUCAGCCAACUCCUAUUGUCGUCGUCAUGCAUGUUGACGUUCUUCUGUUUUCUCCAGCUCCUGAACUGUGUCUUGAGAGAGUUGCUGGAGGUGAAGGAUGUCAAUAAGAAUGUGUUACCGGUCCACCUGAAUGGUAGGUAGUAGGAUGUCUGUGAUUGGUUUCUGUGUCUGUCGGUUCUCUGUUUCUGCAGUGUCUGUUAAUUCUCUCCCAAACUCUUCUUCUCUGUCCUCUGUCUCUCUAGGUCUUUUACAGACUGAUGAUCGAAUAGCGCUCAAAGAAAUCACACGGCAGCUCAAUCUGGAGAAUGUUGUUGGAGACAAAGUGUUUGUAAGUAAUGUAGACAGUAAGACGGUGUUUACAGAAGUUAUGCUGUAUGUUAUGUUCCUUUGCAACUUAGAACUUGCUCUUUAUUUGGUUGUUAUUCUCAGGGUAGUUUUGCAGAAAACCUGGCCUUCCUUCUUGAGGCGUUGAAAAAAGGUAAUCAUUUCUGCACAUUGCCCUCACUGUAAUUUAGAAGAAUCCUCCCCAUUUAUGCUGAUAGUAUGUCUCUACAGUGUACUGUUCUGUCUUUGUCCCAGGUGAUCGUAGCAGCAGUCGGCCUGUCCUCUUCAUUCUGGAUGAGUUUGACCUGUUUGCCCACCAUAAGAACCAGACUCUGCUCUACAACCUCCUGGACGUCUCCCAGUCUGCCCAGGCUCCCGUCGCUGUGAUCGGCCUCACCUGCAGACUGGUAGGGGCUCUUCUGCCUCAGUUUGAGUUCUGUUCUAUCUAGUAUUUAGACCUCAGGGACCAGUGAUGAACUAGUUUUAGUUUCAAAAGGAUAGAUUUCAAUCUAAUUCUAUUCUACUCAAUUCUAUUAUACUCUAUUCUACUAUAUUGUACUCUAUUCUAUUCUACUCUACUCACAGGCGGCCUGUGGUACCUUAAUUGGGGAGGAGGGGCUCUUAGUAAUGACUGGAACGGAAUUAAUGGAAUGGUAUUGAACAAGAGAAUGAAAGAGAAGAGAAUCUGUUUGUGGCAAACCAUGUGUUUGAUACCAUUCCGUUUACUCCAUUCCAGCCAUUAUUAUGAGCCGUCCUCCCCUCCGCAGCCUCCUGUGACUCUACUCAAUUCUACUUUACCCUCUUCUCUUUCAUUCUCUUCUCUGGUGAUCACAACUGGUCUCGUCUCUGCUUGCUGCAGGAUGUCCUGGAGCUGCUAGAGAAGAGGGUCAAGUCCAGGUUCAGCCACAGACAGAUCCACCUGCUCAGCUCCCUGAGCUUCAGACAGUACCUGGACAACGUCCGCUCACAGCUCAGCCUGCCACAAGACUUCCCCGACACCAAGUUCUGUGAGGAGUGGAACGACGGCAUCAAGGUGAGACCAGGCCAGUCCAGGACUGCAAACAUUAUUAUACAUUUUUUUUAGAAUUCUAGAUUUGUGAUGUGCUGUAGUUGGCUUUAUCUGAAAGGCAUUUUUCUUCUGACUCACGAUGCCUCCGGACUCUCUCUCAGACGCUAUGUGAAGACCAACCAGUGGUGGAUGUCUUACAAAGACAUUAUAACUCCAGCAAAGACUUCCGCUCCUUGCACUUGUUGCUGGUAAGAGUUUGUAUUUAUAGAACAUGUCUGUAGUAUUAAAGCAAAGAGUGGGAAAAAAAAUCUGUAUGUUGCUUUGUGUGUGUGGCCCCUUCUCUGCAGAUGCUGGCUCUGAGCCGUGUGACCGCAUCUAAACCUGCCAUCAAGCCCACUGAUCUCUUGGAGGCCAGCAGAGUCUGUAUGGUGGACUCUAAAGCAAACAUACUUCAUGGUAAUUUAAAGCCUAAAGCCAUUACUGGUAUCACUUGCUGGAGCUAGGGUUGUUUUGAAGAACAAGACAGGGUAGAGCCCUGGAGCUAGGGUUGUUUUUAGAGCCCGCAGCUCACACAUUCAGUGUUAUUGGCCUCUAGUGAAUGAGAAUAGCCUGGUCAGUUUGAGAGGAUUUCUUUGAUGGACGUAUGACCAUUUUAUAAAACAUUGAUAAUUUUGCUUCGUUGUUCUUUCCAGGUCUGUCCAUUCUUGAACUGUGCCUGAUAAUUGCCAUGAAACACUUGAAUGACAUCUAUGACGGAGAGCCGUUUAACUUCCAGAUGGUUCACAAUGGUAAGGAAAACAGUACGUAACAGCUGGUAUGUGAUUGUUGGGAAUGACAUACGUUUAUGUUAAUAUAUAUUUUAUUUUUGUCAGAGUUCAAGAAAUUCCUCCAGAGGAAAUCCCAUUCUAUCCAUAACUUUGACAAGCCAGUCGUCAUAAAGGUGGGUCUGCAUGACAUGGUCUCAGUAGAAUGACAUCAUCAGACAUUUCCAAUAGUAUACUUCAUAAAGAUCCUAUAAAGUUUUUGUAGAUAAUUCUCAAGUAAGUGUGCUGAUCAAUCCAAGAUGGCGUAGCAGUGCGGUCGUGUUUUUUUUCUGUGUCCUUGUGUAAAUAGCAAUUUUUUUUGUUUUUUGUCUAUUUUGUAUAUAUUUCUCAAUUUUACUUUUCAUUCUUUAACUAAAUAUAAUUUCCUGCAACCCACCUCACCCAACGUGGAAAGGAUUCUAUUAUUUCUUUAUCACUUUUAUCAAGAACCUUAAGCUGAAACUAGUCUAGCUGCAACCGAAUGGCUUCUUGCUAUUAGCCAACGUUAGCGUCUUCACCAUUGUCCGUGCCUUUACAUUUUAGUCUUAGCAACGCUCUUAUCCAGCACUUACAGUUAGUGAUCAAUUUUUUAAUUUAUUUUUUUCAUACUAUGUCCCCUGGAACCGAACCCACCCUCGUUGAAAGCCAUGCUCUAUACUGAGUCUUUAUCCCUACGCCAUCCCUCCUAACCUGAAACGCUAGCCAUUGGCACUGCAUGAGUCUCCCUGCUGCCCGUGCGCAGCUGAUUCGACCAUGUCUCAGUGGCACGCUACUACCAUGCCAGUGCUUAGCCCUGCCACUAGGCCUGGACAAUUGUCGGCCAGUCUGCACAGCGUGCUAUCGACCCAGAGCAUAUCGGAUUUUCUGCCGAAAUCACUGGACCCUAGCGCCGGAUCAUCGCAACCAGCUAGCUGCAACCAAAUGGCUGUUGUUAUUGGCUAAUUACCAUUGCCCCUUAGCAAGCACCAGUUAGCCUUGAGCUAGCCUCGAGCCAGGCCCAUCUUCCGGCUAUCUACCUCUGUCAACCGGACGGGACCUCCUAGUGUUGACACGGAGCCCCGCCGAUCCAACACGACUGGUUUGCCGACGAAAUCGUCUGAUGUGGUUUCAACAGGCUUCCCGUUACGACGUCGACCACGAAGAUCCAUCUGCUAUCCCCGGCCCGCUAGCACACACAAGCCGGGCCUCUUGCUCGCCAGUGCUGUAGCAGCCCCCGAACUACCUCCGAACUCUCCUAUUGCUGUUCACCGGACCUUAUGAUAACUCAGCUAUACAGCUGAUGCCUGCUGGACUGUGCCUUAAUACGGUACCGCAUCCUGUUUAUGUUUAGCCUCAGCCCAAACUUUGUCGCCGUUACCAGCUGUUGUGUUAGCUCUCUCGAAUAACACCUGUGCUUGCUUUAUGCCUCUCUCCCAUGUCAAUAUGCCUUGCUUAUUGCUGUUUCGGUUAUUUCUUAUUGUACUAUUUCACUGUAGAGCCCCCAGCCCAGCUCAACCUGCCUUAGAUAGCUCCUUUGUCCCACCCCCCAUACACACGGAGACCGACUCAAUUGGUGCCUCCAGUGAUGCUAUCUCUUUCAUCAUUACCCAACGCUUAGGUUUACCUCCACUGUACUCGUAUCCUUCCAUAUCCUUGUCUGUACAUAAUGCCCUGAAUCUAUUCUACAACGCCCGGAAAUCUGCCCCUUUUUUUCUCUGUACCCAACGCACUAGAAGAACAGUUCUUAAAGCCUUUAGCCGUAUCCUUAUUCUACUCCUCCUCUGUUCCUCUGGUGAUGUAGAGGUUAACCCAGGCCGUGUAGCCCCCAGUAUCACUCCUACUCCCCAGGCGUUAUCAUUUGUUGACUUCUGUAACCGUAAAAGCCUUGGUUUCUUGCACGUUAACAUCCGAAGCCUCCUCCCUAAGUUUGAGUUAAUCACUGCGUUAGCACACUCCCCCGUCUUAUCUUAGCUCACUGGUCACCAUAGCAACACCCACCCGUAGUCUGCGCUCCAGCAGGUAUAUCUCACUGGUCAUCCCCAAAGCCAACACCUCCUUUGGCCGCCAUUCCUUCCAGUUCUCUGCUGCCAAUGACUGGAACGAACUGCAAAAAUCUCUGAAGCUGGAGACUCUUAUCUCCCUCACUAACUUUAGGCGUCAGUUGUCAGAGCAGCUUACCAAUCACUGCACCUGUACACAGCCUAUCUGUAAUUAGCCCAUCCAACUACCUCAUCCCCAUAUUGUUAUUUAUUUUGCUAAUUUGCACCCCAGUAUCUCUAUUUGCACAUCAUCUUUUGCACAUCUAGCAUUCCAGUGUUAAUACGAAAUUGUAACUAUUUUGCACUAUGGCCUAUUUAUUGCCUUACCUCCAUAAUUUACUACAUUCGCACACACUGUAUAUAUAUUUUAUGUUGUAUUUUAUGACUUGUGUUUUUUUUUACCCCAUAUGUAACUCUGUGUUGUUUUUUAUCGCACUGCUUUGCUUUAUCUUGGCCAGGUCGCAGUUGUAAAUGAGAACUUGUUCUCAAUUGGCUUACCUGGUUAAAUAAAGGUGAAAUAAAAAAAAUAAAAAAAAUUGAUUUCCUUACAUGAACUGUAACUUUGUAAAAUCGGUGCAUGUUGCGUUUAUAUUUUUGUUCAGUAUAUAAUGCUGUAUGUUGUCCCUGACUAAGGUGUAUUAUAAUACAUACAGUCUUGGCAUACAUGUGGCCUAUUGUAUUAUCUGAUACUCAAGAUUUACUCAACCCAACAACACUCUGUUCCAGGCGUUUGAGCACCUGCAGCAGUUGGAGCUGAUUAAGUCUAUGGACGGCUCCACAGCUAAGAUCCAGAAGGAGUACCAGCUGAUGAAACUCAUGUUGGACCACAGCCAGAUCAUGGAGGCCCUGCAGAAAUACCCACAAUGCCCCACAGAUGUCAAACAGUGGGCCUUGUCUGCCUUUGGUUAAAGGUACAUAUUCUUCUAUAUUGGGUCCAGAGGGGCAGUUUUGGAUAACCAAUGAAAGAUAUGGGACCGUGGCCUGGACCCUGUCCUCAUGGACAGACAAUGAAUGACCUGACCAAAAUGUUUCUGCCAUGUGUACAUUCCUUGUGUGUAAAUAUAAAUAUUUGGCUGUACUAAUUGAAUAAAGUCAUGCAAAACAAAAUCAUCAGUGU
This is a messenger RNA of Coregonus sp. 'balchen', 6756 nucleotides long. The record is from the annotation of a GenBank genome assembly. NCBI's taxonomy places the organism in Eukaryota, Metazoa, Chordata, Actinopteri, Salmoniformes, Salmonidae.